AAAUUUUAUUUUUCUAGUAAUCAGUUUGCUUUAAGGAAAGCCAAUCUUGAUUGUCAAAUGAGAAUAGAUAAGAACAAUAAGACAGAACUUUUCAGGAGACCAGCAAAUGUCAGGAGAAAAAGAGCUGACAAAGAAAGUUUAACAAAAACAGCCUCAGGUAUAACUGAUAAUUUAGUUAGUAUUAGUAAAAUGAUGGCUAGUCAGGUUAAACAAAGUGAAGACACAUUACAUAGUUUAGUAAAUUCAUCUAGUUCUGUUGGAGAUACAAAUGAAGAAUUGAAAAAUAUGGGAAAUGUUAUCCAUCAAUCAAGAAAGUUGCUGACUAAGUACAAUCGGCGAGAACUCACUGACAAAGUAUUGAUAUUUCUAGCAUUGGCUUUCUUUUUCGCAUGCGUCCUGUAUGUUCUUAAAAAGAGACUGUUUUAAAUUUAAAACAAUUCCAUAUUUAAUUAUUAAAUAUUUAUACAUAUAUAAUUGUUAAAUAAAAUUAUAUUUAAAUUGGGAAACUUUUAAGUGAAUAUUUAAAAUAUUAAUAUAUACAUAUAUAAUAAAAACUAAUAGAUUUGGGUGAAAUCUUUGUUUAUUUUAGAUAAAUAUAUAUUUACUUUUUCAGCAGUGUACUUUUCUCAUACAAAAUGUGCCAAGCUAUAUAAUUUUAAACAAAAUAUUU
This is a messenger RNA of Centruroides sculpturatus (bark scorpion), 670 nucleotides long. RefSeq names its product vesicle transport protein SEC20-like (gene Sec20). The annotation marks the transcript as partial. Gene Ontology annotation, cellular component: endoplasmic reticulum; SNARE complex. The record is from RefSeq and is a predicted model, not a curated record. Gene Ontology annotation, biological process: retrograde vesicle-mediated transport, Golgi to endoplasmic reticulum. The transcript has 3 exons. Gene Ontology annotation, molecular function: SNAP receptor activity. Lineage: Eukaryota; Metazoa; Arthropoda; Arachnida; Scorpiones; Buthidae.